CUUUCCAUCUUCAUCCCGGACACACACACACACACACACACACUCACAAACACACACACACACUCACACUCACACACGCACACGCGAGUGCACUUCUGUUGCAGCAGGAUCACGCGUAGCCAGACGUUAAAAGCCCUCCUUCUCUCCUGGAAACAAAGCGCAAUAACGCAGGACAGUUGUUGCGCAUCUGGAGUCCAACGACCUGGCACGUCACGUGACCUCCCUGACCGCUUUUGCCACCUGAAUCGCAAGAAUGAAUCUCUGAUUUCGUCCCAGAGCGCGCGCUCUCUCCUCUCCUCUCCUCUCCUCUCUUCUCCUCUUCUUUCCUCUCCUCCUCCCCAAAGGUUUUUUUUUUUUUUUCCCGCGAGCUCCCGGGACUUGUGUCGCGCUUCCAGCUCGCGCUUUGCUCCUAACGUCCUGCCUGCGACAUGAGCUCCAUCCUCUCCUGCCGAGACGCGCGCUUCGACUGCGCCUACUCCGCCUCUGCGUCGGCUCGCGCCACUGUUGACGUUUCCACGGCAACGCUCGUCUCCCUCUGGGACGCCGGUCGCUUGGACGACGCGGGUUGCCAGCGCGAGCUCCCACAGCUGGUUCCAGCGCACGGUGCUCUGCAUGACUCCGUCUGGUCCGACCAACUGUCCCCUCACCUCCAGCGGAACAAGCAGCUUCAGGACACCUUGAUGCAAAAAGAAGAAGAACUCGCGAGACUCCAGGAAGAGAAUAACAAACUCAAAGAGUUUCUAAACUCAUCAUAUGUGAAGUCUCUUGAAGACAAAUCAAAGAGGCUUUUCUCUGUUCAGAGGAGCGCAGAUGUGCGGCACAGGAAAAGAGCUCUACACGAAGACCGAGACUUCCUCAAUGUGAGUCGGCUGCUGCAGGGCGGCGAGGGAAAGCGGACGUGCCGUAACCUCUCUCUGGAGUUCUGCUCCGCCGACGAGGUGGCUGCCACGCCUCCGCUGGACUCCUGGGUUCUGGAAACGCUGGGAUUGCAGGACGAAGACACCAUCAACACAGACAGCAGUUUCAGCAGCCCUACAACAGAGCACACUCCUUCCUUCAGCUCUCCAGCGCCGAGCACCGACCACUUCAGCCCUGCGGUGCAGGACAGCACCAUGUACAGCCCUUAUUCGGACAUCCACUGCGAAUACAGCAGUGCCAUAGAGUCGUCAUGUGGCUUCGGCCACAGCAUGGACGAGAGCGCAGAUUAUUUGACUCUUGGCGCGUCACGGAUGUACACCGUCACAUCUACGGGCUCGCUUCAAGGUGUGGAAGUUCCUACUGGACACUUCACCCCUCCCAAGGCAGCGUCAACUCCUCAGCGUUCGCACGUCCCGAGCUCAGAGCGGCACCAUCGCGGCCACGGCUUCUCCAGUCCAUCAGGGGACGAGGGCGCGCUGUUCUCCACGCCGCACACGACGCGCAGCAGAACGGACUUAGCAUUCAGCAUGUCGCUGAGUCCACAGAACAGCGUCAAGACCCACACGUUCCCACAAGGACAGGCUUUCACACGCAGAGACUCACAAGGUGGAUGGAAUUUCACCUGGGUGCCUAAACAGUGUUCUUAAAAUCAAUAUGUGAAGGGGAUAUUACUAAUCUAUUUAAAAAAAAAACAGUUCUGGGACACUGGGGAUAGCAAUGAAUAAAUAUGAGACGUGGCAUGAGACAAAAGGAAGCUAACCAUUCUUACAAGUAAUAUGAAUCAACUAUAUAUGAUAUAUUUGAAGAAAUAUUGGUAUUAUUUUUAAAUCCGGCCCUGGCAUAAUUUGACUGAUUAACACGUGAUUAACACAGAAUCUUUCUAUUCUGUCCUAUUAGAUGCUUAGAAAAAAAACAUAAUCAUCAAUAAACAAUAAUACAAGUACCUUGUGUUGGCUAAUUUCUCAACUUUCUCAACAUUUUGGCACGCGUUUGAGUAACUCUUGAAAAGCGAGAUGUCUGUAAAUCGUCUAAAUUCCUCCUCUCACACCUUAAGACAUAUCUAGUAUUUUAUCUGACAAUAAUUCAACUCCACAAAGUGCUCAGAUCAGCCUCUAUUCUUCUUUCGAUACUCCUAUCUGGAUGUUAACCCUAAC
Pangasianodon hypophthalmus (striped catfish) is the source of this 2072-nucleotide messenger RNA. RefSeq names its product geminin coiled-coil domain containing (gene gmnc). Gene Ontology annotation, cellular component: nucleus. The coding region runs from base 429 to 1565 and encodes 378 amino acids. The transcript is spliced from 5 exons. The record is from RefSeq and is a predicted model, not a curated record. Gene Ontology annotation, biological process: negative regulation of cell cycle; negative regulation of DNA replication. Lineage: Eukaryota; Metazoa; Chordata; Actinopteri; Siluriformes; Pangasiidae.